Molecule: messenger RNA, 3072 nt
Organism: Sodiomyces alkalinus F11
Lineage: Eukaryota; Fungi; Ascomycota; Sordariomycetes; Glomerellales; Plectosphaerellaceae
Exons: 3
Coding region: 323-2794 (823 amino acids)
Source: RefSeq, a predicted model, not a curated record
ACAUACACAUCUCUUCUCUAAUACUUGUUCUGCGUGUUCGAUUUCUGAGGAUACCCCCGUGUCUGUUGUGUCCCUCCACCACCAUUCAACUGCUCUUGCCCUCCCCCCCAAGUACCUCUCUGCUUGGGCUCUUUGGGCUUUCAUUUUCUUCCAUAGCCCGAAGAAGAAAAAAACAACAACACUGGUUUCGAACAGCCCUCCAACUCGGGAGCACACCUGCAUGACCUGAGCGAGCAACUGGAGGUGCCCUCCAACCUGUAGGCUACACGUUGCUCACUCACAUCACUCGCCCGAGCCGGGCGAGACCAGUGAGAACGAGAAGAUGGAGUGGCAAGAGGAAGUCGAGUUCUGCCCUCACCGGGCCAAUCUUGAAGUCCAGACUGUCGACUUCUCCAAUGUUAAGUUCUCCGUGCCCUCCGACACGGAGGAAGAGGCAAGGGCAAACGGAGACGGUGGCGAAGGAGGCGAACCUGCACCGCCAGCCCCAGUCGUCUCCGAAAACAAGAAAAAAAAGAAGGGCAAGAAGGGGAAACAACAAGCACAUGCCGCUCCGUCUGAUGACCCUGUAGAGCCCCCGGAGGCCACACCCGAAGUUGAGGAGGAGUCGGCGCCGACCAAGGGCAAGAAGAAGAAGAACAAAAAGAAGGCAAAGGGGUCCAAGGCCAAGGACCCAGAGCCAGAGCAAGAGCCAGAGCAAGAGCCAGUGCCCGAAGUAAAGGAAGCCGACGCUGAAGCCAACGCCGACUCCAACACCAACGGUGAUACGAACGCGAACGUCGAUACCAACGCCGACACGAACCCCGAUACCAACGCAGACACCAACGCAGACACCAACGCAGACACCAACGCGGACGCUGACGCUGCCGCUGCCCCUCCUGCUGAAACUGUCGAAGAAAGUCCAGAACCUGCGAAGGAAGGAGCCCCCCCAGGACCCAAGCCCAAGGCCCAGAAAGCCAAGGAGAACAAGGAAAAGAAAGAUAAGAAGAAAAAGGCCAAAGGAAAGAAAUCCCAGGACAAUAACAUGGACCCGGAACCUGCCGCCGAUGCCUCGCGUUCUGUUCCGGCCCCGGCCCCUGACGCCGACGCCGACGCCGACGCCGGAAACAACCCCGAGGACAACAACACUAGCCCACCCUCGGCAGAAGCACCGGCAGACGAUGUUCCUCCGCAAUCAGACGCCCUAGCAAAAGACGCCGCAGCAGAAGACGCCCCAGCAGAAGAUGGCUCCGGGGAUGCCAAGCCUGAUGCCGGAGAUGCAUCCGCUCCCACGGCCGAUGAGCCCAGCGCUGAAGGUGCCAACGAGGACGCCCCUUCCACGCCAGCCGAUAAGCCUGAUGAAGCGGUGGACGGAACCAACGGAGAAGCGCCGGUAGCGGCCGAGACUAGUGAGGAACCCGCCCCCAAAGACGAGCCGGCCGGGGGUGGCGCACAGGAAGACGCUCAACCUAGCGCCGAUGCCUCCAAGGAUGAUGCCACACCCCCUGAUGCAGCCGACCAGCCCAGCAGUAAUGCCGAUGAGGGCGCCGAAGCACCUGCGCCGACGGCCCAGACAGAUGAAGAGCCUAACCCGGAAGAGCCAGCUAGCGGCGACGCGAAAGAAGACGCGCCGGUUGCGGAAUCGGAGCCGAUGCCUCCCCAAGAGGACCCGGAACCUGCAUCCGAACCAGCUGCGCCGGCCGGCGACACGCCUGGAGGCGAGGCGCCAACCACAACCGAUUCACCCGAUGAUGCCGGAACAGACGGCGACAAGCCGGAUGAAGCGCAGACCAGUAAUCCGGAUCCAGAGGUUGCAGAGCCUGAAGCCGCUCCCGAACCGACACCGUCCGCUGAAACCCCGGCCGAGGGCGAGGAGAAGGCUCCAGAUGUUUCCGCUGCCGAUGACGCCAAGCCCGAUGACGCCCCUGACUCUUCAGAUGCGCAAAACGACCCGCAACCCGCCGCCGAUGCUCCACCUGAACCAGCGCCGCCGGUCGAAGAGACAGAUAACGCCCAAGGCGAUAGCUCAGAGCCUCCGAAAGAAGAGAGCGAGGGUAACAACGACGUCAAGGAUGAGACUCCUCCCGAGAGCGCCCCGGAGCCUGCCUCCGAUCAGGCACCACCCGAGCUACCAGAGCAGGACCGGCCGGAGGCCCAAGAAGAAACCUCAGACAACCCUGACGGAAACGUUCUAAACGAUGCCACGGCUGAGGCGCCAGCUGAAAGUGACAGUACUCCUGCUGGAGAAAGUGCGCCUCCACAAGAUCCCGAGCCGGAGGCGCCCACUGAGGCUGAAGGCAAGCAAGACCAGGACGGCCGUGACACGGCAGAUGCAGCAGCAGACGCACCAGCAGACGCACCAGCAGACGGCUCAGAUGCCGCGCCAGAAGCCCAGAUUGAGGCUUCUGAGCCUCCUGUUGAGAAUGCUCCAGAGUCGCCUCCAGAGCCUUCCUCGGCUGGCCAAGAGGAAGUCGGGCCCGAGAACACGACUACGGACAGUGCUGCCGAAGAACUCAAGAGCGACCCCGUUGCCGAAGCGCCGCCGGCCCCUGAGCCAGAGACUACCGAGCCCGAGACCUCGUCCGAAAAUCCCGGCCAGGACAAUGCUGAAGAGGCCCUCAACCAGGAAGAAUCGGCUGUCGAUGCAGCCGCUGCUGAGCCUACACCCGAUGAGCCGCCAUCAACCGAAGGACAAGAUGCGGCUCAGGAAGAAGAAAAAGAGGCCAAGACUGCCGAACCUGUUGCUGAAAUGGAGAGGACGCGGGCUUGCCUGAAGAUGCAGACCUCAUCCCCAUUCCAAGCGACGGGAAGGAGUUGAGUUUCAAAGAAUUCCCAGUAUCCGAGGACGCAACACCAGCAGCAGCUGUUGAUGGUGCAAUCCCGGCACCCGCCGAUCAGGAGCCCAAAUCGGAGGACGCCGCAAAUGGCGAGCUCGCGGAAACCGUUGUCCAAGAUGAUGAAGCUGCAGACUGCAAGCCGGGAGAUGAAGCGGCGGAAGAAACGCCUGUUCCAACAACUGAAACCGCUGAGGAACAGCCAAGUGUUGAAGCAGAGACCAGUCCCGACCCUCCGAGUGCGGAACAGGAGACGCCGACG